Molecule: messenger RNA, 180 nt
Organism: Stylonychia lemnae
Lineage: Eukaryota; Ciliophora; Spirotrichea; Sporadotrichida; Oxytrichidae
Source: the annotation of a GenBank genome assembly
AUGCCACAAACUAAAGAGAAAAUUGAAAAAGCUGGUGUUCCUGACUCUUUUGUACACCCAAAGGGGGACUUUUUGGCUCAUCAAUUUAAUUUAGGACUCUUUGAUACCCUCAGGCAUAGGGAAAAGGACAGCUAAUGCAUAAGAAAUGGGUGUUUUGCCAAUUUAUCUGGUAGUGGUUGA